CGGCGCCGGAAGAGGGCGUGAAAACCGGCGCGGCCGUGUGCGUGCGCACUGCGGGACCACGCCCCCUCCCGGGACUUCGCGCCCCGCCGAACUCUCGCGAGAGCGGCAUCUGCGAGUCGGAACCUGCGGCAUUUCUCACUUUUCAUCAUGGCGCUGAAGGUGGCGACGGCCGCGGGCGGCGCUGUGAAGGCAGUGCUCAGGCCGGCCCUCCUCUGCCGUCCUUGGGAGGUUCUAGGUGCCCACGAAGCCCCCCGGAGGAGCUUCUCAGUGCAGUCUCCAGAGCUCGCCCACCCCUUCUCCCCUGAACCGUGCUAGACGGCGCCCCAGGGAAACAGCCCCAUUCCCCAGCAGAGCUUGUUCCUCCAGCCUUGACUGAUCUGUGUCUUCUUCCUUCCUGUCCCGCCUCUAGCAACAAACAAUUCCCCCGUCGGCUAAGUAUGGUGGGCGGCACACGGUCACCAUGAUCCCAGGGGAUGGCAUCGGGCCAGAGCUCAUGUUGCACGUCAAGUCUGUGUUCAGGCAUGCGUGUGUGCCUGUGGACUUCGAAGAGGUGCACGUGAGCUCCAACGCCGACGAGGAGGACAUCCGAAACGCCAUCAUGGCCAUACGGCGGAACCGCGUGGCCCUGAAGGGCAAUAUUGAAACAAACCAUAACCUGCCGCCAUCCCACAAAUCCCGAAACAACAUCCUUCGCACCAGCCUGGACCUCUACGCCAACGUCAUCCACUGUAAGAGCCUGCCGGGAGUGGUGACGCGGCACAGGGACAUAGAUAUCCUCAUCGUCCGGGAAAACACGGAGGGCGAGUAUAGCAGCCUGGAGCAUGAGAGCGUGGCAGGGGUGGUGGAGAGCCUGAAGAUCAUCACCGAGGCCAGGUCGCUGCGUAUUGCCGAGUAUGCCUUCAUGCUGGCCCGGGAGAGCGGGCGCAAGAAAGUGACGGCCGUGCACAAGGCCAACAUCAUGAAACUGGGCGAUGGGCUCUUCCUCCAGUGCUGCAAGGCGGUGGCAGCCCGUUACCCCCAGAUCACCUUCGAGAAUAUGAUCGUGGACAACACCACCAUGCAGCUGGUGUCCCGGCCCCAGCAGUUCGAUGUCAUGGUGAUGCCCAAUCUCUACGGCAACAUCGUCAACAACGUCUGUGCGGGGUUGGUUGGGGGCCCCGGCCUCGUAGCUGGGGCCAACUACGGCCACGUGUAUGCCGUGUUUGAGACGGCUACGAGGAACACAGGCAAGAGCAUCGCCAACAGGAACAUCGCCAACCCCACGGCUACGCUGCUGGCAAGCUGCAUGAUGCUCGACCACCUCAAGCUCCACUCCUACGCCACCUCCAUCCGCAAGGCCGUCUUGGCGUCCAUGGACAAUGAAAAUGUGAGGCUCCCACCCCAGCCCGGGUUGAGGGGCUGGAAAUGGCGACCUGGCACCUGUGCUGCCCCCAAGGUGGGGGGGUGUAUCAGGCAGAGUGGGGGCCUUUGGGGCCUUAGCUGGUAUUACUGCCCUCCUGGUGGCGCUCCCAGCCCCUGCAGGCCACGGGGCGCUGUGGGCAGCCCUGGGCUGCCUGCAGGCUAGGGCGCAGGUGUUGGCUGGGCCCCGCUGUGUGCCCAAGCUUCCCCGUCU
Globicephala melas (long-finned pilot whale) is the source of this 1612-nucleotide messenger RNA. The record is from RefSeq and is a predicted model, not a curated record. NCBI's taxonomy places the organism in Eukaryota, Metazoa, Chordata, Mammalia, Artiodactyla, Delphinidae.